Molecule: messenger RNA, 3942 nt
Organism: Rodentolepis nana
Lineage: Eukaryota; Metazoa; Platyhelminthes; Cestoda; Cyclophyllidea; Hymenolepididae
Source: the annotation of a GenBank genome assembly
AUGUCUGCAGAGGGCGUCGGUGUCCUUCUACGCCGGUUUGUCGCUUUGUGCCAAAGGGAGUGUGAGAUCAGUCCACAUAACUAUCCAUUUAAUCGAUUACCGAGUGAAUGGUUACGUUUAUCUGAGGAUUUAACUACCCUUCUACAUUCUUGCCCGCCAUCACGACUUGCUAUUUUAAGUUUUGUUCAUCCUGUCAUCGUGGGCUAUCUACAUUCAAUUUCUAACAAACCUGUUGAUAUCUCUUCGCCUCUUAAACGUAAAAGUUUACCUUCUGCCACUCCUGUUGAAACAUUCAUUUUAGAAGUUUUGUCGGCUGCCUUGGAGGUUUGCAAAUGGGAGGCUUCCGCCCAAUAUCAGUCAAACUCUUUCACAGCAGAACUCUGUACAUUCGCUCUUGGUCUUCUGGCUCCAAUGCGUUCGCCUGCCUACUGCAAUUCGGAGUGUUCUAUGAAAAGGAAGCUUCGAAAUCACGGUGGUCCCGGUCCUUCCUCUGGUUUAAUUCAAAAGCGCUUCAAGGGCACGCCUUCAGGUCUAGCCAAUGCCAGUGAAGAUUCAGUUUCUGAAGUCGAUGACCUCUCUGGAAAUGAAAGCAGCGCCAGCCGAAAUUACGAGAGUGACUCAGAUGCUCUGGUCGUAAUUGAAGAUGACCUACAAGAACAUGUAAAAACCGGGGAAAAAGAGACUGAUAUUGCGCCUGAUUUACAUCCAAACAAGUUCAAUUUAGCCCUUCUUGGUAAAAUAUUUGCUUACUCUGAGGUUGUGAAACAAUUACUGCGGAUAGUUUUCACUUGUAUGGUCAGUCAACGCUAUUCCACAGCAGCCUCUGUUGAACGACUCGUGCUCUGUGCGGUGCCAGCUGAAGUUAGAUGUUCGAGUUUAUCCAUAUACACUCCUUCACAUGCAAUGGAUCGUACCGCUUGCGUUCCUCACUGGUGUAUAAAGUGGCUAAUCAAGCAGGUUGCUGAUGCUGUGGGCCAGAAUAGUUGUAAUCAAUCAAUAAUCGACCGGUUUUGUCGACACUUACUGGAUGUUUGCUUGCGCGGACCACAUAGAAACCCUGGGAUUGAGUAUUCUCGAUUUUGGGCUAUUACGGGGCUUGCCAAUCUUGUGUAUGUGGGGAUAUACUUUCCUUAUCAACUUCAUUCGUCCUUGACUAGCUGGUUAGAGGAGAAAUUUUCCGAAUUGGAUAAAGCAACACCUUUAACAUCUAAUCUGAUUCAUGUUCUGAUUUCGCUGAUUGUGCUUUCCCCAAGAGAUCCAUCAAAUUUAGAUGUGCUACCACAGAGAAAUCGACCAAGACCAUCGGCAUUGAGCGUAGCUCGUGGAUUUCUUUCACAUGAUUUUCAUACCACUUUUCCUUGCAGUCAUGCUAGAGAAUUUGUCAGUAUUUGUACAUCUAUGAGACAAAUCGCCCUGAAAACUGCUUGCCAUUUUCUGACGAGAUUAUUAGGGGAUUACAAGGCCAUGGAAUCUGUGAUUUUAAAACUGCUGAAAGGGAUUCCUAAUGGACCUUAUCAGGAUCUGGAAGAUGCUGUUGUUGAUGGCAUUUGUAGUGUUUCGGAGGAUUGUGCUCUUCAGUGUACUAAUCUGCUAAUCGCUAUCCACUCCGAUGCUCCUUCGUUCUCAAAAGCAUCGACAGUUAGUCAGGGCAUCCUCAGUAAAAUCUUAUCCCGAUUGGAGAGUUUCAUGUUUUAUAAAGAACGUAACAGGUUAUCUGAAGUCCCUUCCUUUUUAACAUCCGAUGUUAAAGCGGAAGACAAUAAGCUUAUGCAAAUGUUUAUGGAAAAGGGCUACUCAUUUGCUGGACUCCUCCUAACCAUUAUCUUCUCUUACUCUCGAAGUGAUGAACUUUCGCAGCAGUUCUUUAAAAGAAUAGUCCUUUGGAAUGUGGGUGAUACGAAGUACCAAGUGAAUAAAUCGGCUUGCCCUCUUCUCCAUUUCUUUUCCCUGCUUUCUGAAUGGAUUGGUUUAAACCGAGCCGAUUCAUCAACCACCCGAAAAUUUCUUAAGGGUUGCUUGGAAGACGUCCUAGAUACCAUAACAAAGCUUUGUUCUUGGGUUGAACGUAAAAAGGCGUUGGUUAAUAUACUUUGGCUGUUAAAACGUGAAGGCGCAUUUUUGAAAUCAGAAGACGGUGUACUGCGAGAAGCAUGGCUUAAUAACACUGUUAAUGUAGCUCUUCCGAAACUAACUGAUCUCUUACUAGUUAUGGUGGAGGAACCUGGGGAGUUAGCCGCAUUUGACGUGGCGUUGCGUAUCUUUGAGGAAAUAGACUUAAAUUUUCGAGGAUUCAGUCGAUCGCCUGCCGAUUCUAUUGUUAUUGGUCGAAUGUUAGCCUCUAUUUCUGCUGUCUUAUUGAGAAAGGUUGAUGAAACUACUUUUAAGACCCGAGAGAAUAUCCUUGGACCUUAUAAGAGGGUUCUUACUUUGCUGGAGGCCUUAUCGAACUCAAACAAACUGAUCCGAAGUUCUGCUCUGGUUCACCUUGCGCAGGCUGCUUGCAAGAGAUAUGUUCCAAAGGAACGUUUUCUGAUUUUUGAACCGUCUGUAGUUUCCACUCUCCAAGAUUCAGCCCAUUCGACAUCAGAUCUUCUCAUAGACAAUCCUCCCUCGGAACUAACAAACAAAGUCACUGUGACAAAGGGUCAACUUAUUCGUCGAAACCCAUCCGUUGCCAAUAGUGCCAAAGGUGAUGGAAAGGAUGAUAUCCACUCCUCAGAAUAUAAGCCAUCCACGGCUCUUUGGGUUCAUUUAGUUCGACGCCUAUUAAUGACGUCUGAAAUUGAAGAGUUUGAUUACGAAAAACAACUGUGCUUUGGAGGCACUCUGGAGGAUUGCAUUCUACCUCAUGGCAUGCAGCUUCGACAGACAGAUUUCGUGAAACUUAGCCCACCGUCACUACGUGGUUCUAAAGAUAUCCCUGAAUCACAACUUCAACAACAGAAUCCUGAUCAAUAUGAUCUUGGUUAUCAUUGGUUCCAGCUUAGACAAACGUAUCUCCACAUUCGAACCCCACCAAAGGUUCAACCUAAUGCAAAAGUGGUAAUCAAUGAGCCUUACGAGCCUGAUUUGGAUAGAAUUAUGGCGCUACUGCGAGUGUUUGUAUCUGAGUGGAGAGAUGGACGUCCUACCAAUAGCGAAAGAGUUCUAUGGGCUUUCCUCGACCUCCUCUUGUCGCCACCAAGUGAUAAAGCUAACUUAAAAGACUCCAGUCCCUUCCCAGCACCACGAUUGAUUCUUGGUCUUCUCUUGGGGCUAGAAGCAGCUUGGAAUUCUCCUCUAGCUCCACAAGUUCCUCUUCCAACAUUCGAGAAUGAAAAGGAAGUUCAGUCGACCCUUGGUGCCUUUCCUAUUCCCGGUUUCCCCGAUCUAGCCAAACGACGUGCCCGAAUGAUGGCAGUUAACAACGGCCACAGAGGCGUAGAUACAAAUUCCAAAUUAUACAAGGCAACUGAGUUUCUUGUCACUCGUUUAGCGCAAUACCCCUACAUUCCUCCUUCAAAAAAAGAUGCUCCAGAACAUAAACUUCCCCCACCUCCCAUUGAACAUCUUCUCCGACUCCUCACACCUCGAGAAAUGAAGUUCUUCAUUAAUGAUAUUCGUAAUCGAAUUCGUGAUUGUGUUGCAGACAAAGAUGGCGCCACUAAUGGCUUCUUUACAAUCACUCCAGAGAUUCUCUGCGCUAUCACAGAAUCCCAUAUAAUGGAAGAGGGUAUUCCUGAACUAUUCCCACGGCUCCUGACUCAAUACACCUCGCCUCUACCUCAUCCUGCCGUGGAGAAAAUCACAGAACAACUAGAAAAGAUCCUGAGUAUGGAGGAAGUUUCUGUAAAUGAGGCACCAGCGAUAAGAAUUACAAGUGAUGGUGAGAUUGAGGAAGAAAACGAAUUGGAUAAGACUAUUGACCUAGAAGAGUCAUGUGACAUGAGUAUGAGUCAGUAG